GACAUAUUUCCCCUAUGAGCGUUUUUACCGCCAUGAUGGAUCCUAGAAAAUGGGAUCCCAAGAAGAAAAUUUGUCAAAGUCAGUCUUAAAAGACGACCUGACAGGACAUAAUGUUCAAAAUGCUUUAAAUCGAUUUCCCUAGAGUAAGUUUCAAAAUUUUCUUGAACCUGCACGCUUUGUGCAGUGUUUCAAAUUUUUAAAUUUGAGCGCCGCUUUGGGAACUUAAGAGCGCGUCAAGAUGAGUAAGUCGUUCAGAGCUCGGCAGCUCGAUUCCAACAAGCCUCUUCCAGUGUAUCGGGCGGAGGAACUACCUGAUUUGACGGAACUCAGCGCAAUAAAUCGUGCCGUACCUCAAAUGCCUACUGGAAUGGAGAAAGAAGAAGAAACUGUGAGUAAAAUAAGUUGUCAACUCGCAGUAUUAUGCUCAUUUCUUUUAGAGGAGAUGAUGUACAAGUAACAUUCAAAAAAUUAUUUUCACUUCCUAAUCGAAACAUCGGAUUAGGAAAACUGAUGAUGUUUUGAAUCGUUAUUUUUGAACGAUUUCUCGAGUUUACAAGCUUCGUGAAAUGUACUUAAAGUUUGUUCACGUGAUAUGUGUGCGUAAACCCGCCAUUUUUGAACGUGAUCGAGGACGAUCAUAUUAAUGUCUGCAAAAUGCGGAAGUAGCUUCCAAAUGGCGCGAUCGAAAAAUAUUUUCGAAUUAAGGUCUGAAGUUCCGUUUGCUUGUGUCUUAAAACCUUUUACCUUGGUGCGAUGGGAAGUUUUAUUGCGUUUUGGAAAUUUAUGCGUUGGCCUUUUUCUUGCCCUACAAGUACGUGUUGUAGAGACUGGCUUCUAAAACUUAAGUUUGAUGGAAUUGAAAAAAUAUUUGCUGCCAUGGGGACAUUUUUUUAAGGGAACAGUUGAUGAAACUAUUUGAAUUUAAUUUUUGAAAAUCCGGAUUUUAAAUGGAUUGUUUUGAAGAGUACUUCUAAAUCUACCUCUAAAUUGAUUGUGAUUAUUUUGUGUCAAAGAUCCAGUAAUUUAUCCCUUUAUCGUGAUAAUUUUUCUUUGAAUUUUAAAAUUUAUCUGUGUAGAAUCUCUCAGCAGUGAAUUAAAAUUUUUUGUUUAAAAAUUUAUCAGAAGUGAUAAUAGGACCUGAAUUAAUACAUGGUCUUGAAUAUUCAUGGAUUAAGUUUGACAUUACAUGCAUACACAUGUAUUUAAUUUUUUUAAUAUGCAGUAUUGGGACACUGUCUUAUGAAAAAAAAAACAGACUACAAUGCAAUGUUUGGCGGGAAAAAGUCAAACUAUGCUUAAAUUUUGAAAAUCUCCUUUUGAUAGUGUCAAGAGAAGCAAAUGGUAACAAGGAGAAUAUUUAAGAAUGGUUAUAUUGUGCUUAUUUAAGCCUUAAAAGUUUUCAAAUUCCUGUAAGAAGCUUUUGAGUCUUUUUCUUUAAGGAAACAUAUGUUAUGAAGUUUUAUCUUUAAUGAAACUCCAAACAGGAAAUUGUAUAAUACACCAGCCAUCAUUACUUGAUUGCAAAAGUGUUCGCAUUUUCUACCUUAUAUGCUCUUUGGAGCUGCAAUUUAGAGGUACUCCUCUUUAUUAGAAAAGGUCCACAUUAUGGAGGUUUCCUUUUUUAAGAAAGUAUAGUGUACAUUGAUUUUUUUGGACAAAGAAACAGGAAGUGAAGCAGCCAGAUUUGUUCUUUCUGUCUAGGAACACCAUCUUCAGAGAGCAAUCUCAGCACAGCAGGUUUAUGGUGAUACUCAGCAGCUGGUGAUACCAACUCCAGACACUGAGGAAAUCAAAGAUAAAGUUGUUGAAUUUCUUUACCAUGAUCCCUUCAAACAGCCAAAACAAUACAUCCAUGUCCAAGGUUUGUUUGCAUGAACUGUGCAAGGGAAUAAUUAUUGGUUGGAAUUAUUCAUGACUCUGUCAUUUGCUUAGAACUCGCUCCAAGUCAUGUCCUCACAAGGGUGUUCUCUUCCACCUUGAAAAAGAGGUUUGGGGUAAAAUUGGCUGUCCUGAUAUGAAUAUGAUGUUAAUUCUAAAUCUUGCACUAUCUACUUACUUGCAAAGGUCUCCAGUUAAACUGUGGUAUUAUUUUCAAGUUUUUUCUUUUACCUUUACUAACUGCCAACCCCACUGAGAAGUCCUCUGCCAAUGCAAAUUGACUUAUUAUUUUUCCAAAUAUUUACUAGUUUUGAGCAUUAGAGGCUAAGUUAUUUUAUAUAUUUAGUAUCAGAAAUUUGAUUGUUACCCUUUAACUUUUGAUGUACUGAGUGUGUCAUAUAGGUACAUGUGUGAUAUACUCAGUACGUCACACAGGCGGUAAAGGAGUUAGAUUGAUUACUAUGAAAACAUCACUUAGCGAUGAUCUCCUUGACAUUAUUUGCAAUUGAAGGACUCUUUCUCUUUCAAGCUUUCAAUUUUGAAGAGGAACUGCCUGAGUAUGAUAUGGAUUCUGAAGAUGAGGAGUGGUUGAAGAACUUCAAUAAAAAGAAGGUAACAUUAUGUAAUCACACUGAACUACUCAAGCAGGUUAUGCAUUGAAUGCAUGACGUUGAUGUGUUUGACACAUGAUAUCUUUCAUUCCCUAAAUUUUGUUCUUUUGAGGUCAAAAUCUAUUUAUGACAUUUGUGGACUUUUUGAUCCAGCCUUAGUAGUAACUAUACAUUUACAAGGUAACUUUUCCAUCUUUUGUCUCAUGCCUUUCUUGCUGGAGGGGGAGAUCUUUCUUUUCUCAUUUUAAUGAUUUUACUCCUUUGCUUUGUAAAUAUUUGCUUUUUGUUUAUCAACAAGUUCUUCAAUCCUUUGGGUAGUGGAGUUUGAUUACACAGAGCACAGUGAUGGAGUUCGUUUUUUCUUUGUUUGGAAAGGAAAAACUGAAUUUUUUUCUCUUGUCAUAGGAGCUGCUGACUCCAUUUAGAUUUGAACAAUUUCUUGACCAGCUGGAGAGAAAUUCAGGAAACCAGGUGAUUUAAAUGACAUUUUUGUAAUGCUGUGUUGUGUUCUGGAUAGUGACAUACAGUACUUGGAAAAUAACUAGCACAUAGGGUGUUUUGUGGCUAUUGACUCCUAACAGAGGCGAAGCCAUAUAUGGCAUCAAGGUAAAUGAGUGAUGGUCACAAUAGAAUUCUAAUCUUGACCCAAUUUUGAUCCAAUGUUUCCUGGUGUUACUUAUUGUUUGUUUUGGAGUACUACUGAAGACAAUAAAAAUCUCACUAUAAAUUCAGGAUGGCGUGUGAAAAAAAAGAAAUUUCUCCUUGCAGAAAUAACAAAAUAGGUUUGAUUCACACAUCAAGGAAACUUUGAAGAAAAAUUUUAUUUGUUGAAGAGAGAGAAUUUUACCAUUUCAAUUGGCGACUAAUGCCCCAAAUAGCAGUUAAAUUUGUAAAACCAGCAAAGUCUCAAAGACAAUACCUUGAGUUUAACAAGGUGACCUUAUUUGAUGGAAUGAUGGAACAGUGGAAUGGGGGAAUAUCCUUUAAUGCAGAAUGCCUUGUUGUAUGAAAAAAAAGUGUAACAAGAAUGGAAUUUUAAUGAAAGAAGAAAUUGAUUUACAAUUAAUAAGCAAAAUUAAAAGAAGCAUAGUUUAAUCAUUAUUGGAGCCUUAAGGACAGACUGACAGAGAAACAGGGACGUUCUUGAGCUAGCCCCUAUAAAUUACUGUUACUAUUACUAUAGCAGUCAUUGCUAUCAUUAUUGUUAAUUUGAUUAUUUGUUACCAUUAAAUUAUUGGUUGAGUGUCAAUUAGUCAUUACAUUCUUAAAUCAUCUUUUUUAGCAUAACAAGGUACUUGUUAAUCUGUGGGAUGUGGCAGGUUUUCUGGUUUGCUUGUGAGACAAACCUCCUACAACACUUCCUUCUACCAUCAUUAUACAACCUUUAGCUCUUUCCAAUGCUAUGAAAAUUGUUCUACAUGUAAAUCAGUAGCCACAUGCAGUCUUGAACUUCAUAUUUUGUGUUUUGUGUUUGUUCCUAGAGGUGUAGUAUACUGUUGAUUUUGAACAAGAAGAUGAAAAUUUUAAAAAUGUAACAUCAGAUCAAACUGAGUCAAAAAUAAUUUGGCAAAAUUGCAAAAUGGGAAGUUAAGGUGUGAGGAGAAGAAAGCUCACUAAUAAGCAAGUCUAAAUAGUUAACUCUCUUUUUGAUUAUUUUGUCCAUCCAAAGCUACAGAGAUGAUGCGAAAAGUUAUUAUGAAGAACAGUUUGUAUAAUUCUUCUUUUCUUUUCUCAGGUGGUGUCUUUGAAUGAAGCCAAGUCAUUGUUGAAAGAAGGGGGUGAUAUAAUAAAGCCACUCUAUGAGUACUGGAUGAAUAAACGGAAAAAGCUGGUAUGGGGCUGACAUUAUCUUUUUCAGUCCUCCAAGUUCAACUUUUUUUAAAGUAGUUGGGUGGCAACUUGAAUCAUAAAAUGGUUACCAAAAAAAAAAAAGAAAAAAAAGAAACCACAGAAAGUGAAAUAUAAAUGUCAAACUGAGUUUCAAGUGUAUUCUAAGAUUUAAGAAAGUGAGAGCUCAACAAAUAUUGAGGGAUUUGAGGCAAAAUAUUUUGUCAAAAGGUUAAAAUUUAGAGUUUCAGUUGAAAAGCAUGGAGAUUUUUAAUGGAAGGAACAGAUGCUGAGGCUAGAUUGUCAUUGCCUGACAGGUGAUGAUUGUGCAAAUGUUUCAUUGUAUCCUCAUGUUUGCAUACUGUUUUGUUUCAGAAGGAUCUGGUGAUAUCACUGACCCCACAGCUGAAAGGAGAAAAGAGGGAUGGCUCAUCUGCUAGUGAUCCAUAUGUUGCAUUUAGAAGAAGAACUGAAAAGAUGCAAACAAGAAAGGUAGAUAAUUGUUAGUUUAACUGAAAGUGUUUCAUUUAAAGAUACUUUGUGCUGUGUGGUAUUAUUUAAACCUUUGAUAUAACUUUUCCACCCUCUUUUUGCAGAAUCGCAAGAAUGAUGAAGCCUCGUAUGAAAAAAUGCUGAAGCUUCGCAGAGAUUUAAAUAGAGCUUGCACAAUAUUGGAUAUGGUGAAGAGGAGAGAGCAGUCAAAAAAGGAACAUCUGCAGCUUACUAUUCAAGUGUUUGAGAAAAGGUACAACAUCACUUUUUGUGGCAAACCAGGCCAAGCACACUUUCAAGAGGAAAUAAAAAGAUCUUAAUUUUAAAAUGGGAGAGGAUAUAGACUCUAAAGGUUUCUACUUACCAAGUGGCAGUCAUGGUAGCCCUAUUGGUUGUUCUGUAGGACUGUAGAUCAAGAGAUCCAGGUUUUAGCUCUGUUGGGGUCACUGUGUAGUGCUGUUGGGAAAGGUGUGAGUUUGAUGGUGCAUCUCUCCACCAAGAAUGUUCAUGGGUAUUUGCAAACUGUAAGGAAGAUGUGAUCUGACAAAAUGUUGGGGUAGUGCAUGAUUGAUUGUCGUCCCAUCCAUAGAGUAAUAUUACUCAAAGUUACUCUUUGCUAUGGAAACCAUAAUAAGAUUUGAUCAGAUGGGUUACUAAGUCCUAAGGCUGUCUUUAAGGCUGUGAGAAACAGAUAUGAAUUUGAUUAUGUAGACCCCCAACAGAUUCAAAUUCCAGAUAUUUUAUUCAUUAAUAGAAUCUAUGGGAUAUUCCAUACCCAAUCUGAUUAUAAGUCUGUGUUAAUCAAAUUUCUCAGCAACACUUGUAUUGGAAUUAGUUAUAAUAAACCUAGAGAGAAAUUGUUUUUAAUAACAGAAUAUCUGACUAUUCUUUUCAAUUGGCACUAAUGUUAAUUCCAUUUUAUAUAUUCUAGAUAUGCUGCUGGAGAUUUUGCAGGUCAGAUCCUUCAACAGUGUAUGGAUAUGAUCAGAUAUCAACCUCCAGCCACCAAUCUUACUGUGCCAACAUCAGCAGGUUAUGGUGAGAAUGUAACACCUGGCUCGGGUACAGGAGGGGAGAGGGAUCACGAAUUAUUGAGAAGAGGAGCACAGGUAAAAAGAUUUCUUCCAAAACUCAUCUACAUGUGUCAUCUAUAAAAACUAUGUUAAUAACCUAAUAUACAUGUGUCAUUCUUCUGUUUUUUCCUAGGAAAGGGUACGACCAGGCAAGAUUGAUUACUUCGGUGAAUUAGGGUAAGUAUGUCAGAUUUGAUAACUAACUAUAUGUAACUUUUGAGAGUAUAGAUAAAAAUCUUUUGUUGUUGUUGUUUUCAUUAUUUAAUUUCUAAUAUAGUUGAAAUGUGUCAAACUCCUCUGCAGUAUUAAGAGGCCUAAGCUCAGUCACCCUGCCAAGGCACCUCACAUUCAACCAUCUGGAGAUCAGAUAUUGUUCAGUGAUGAUGAGGAGCCAAUUCACGUCUCUCCGCCUCCAGUAAGGAAACGUACUAGACUGUCUAGUAUAGUUGAUUUUAGAAUCAGCUUGGAAGCAAUUAUUCAGUUCUUGAGCUAUACAGGAAGGGGUGAAGAAUAUCUGUCUUAGACAAAAUCAGGACAAGCUGUAGUUCAAAUCUGUAUGGUUGACGUCGAUUUUUCUUAGUCCCACAUGCGUGACAAGUGUAAUAUACCUUUAACUGUUUUGUGUUUGAUUAUUUUUGUGUGUUCAAUCUAGUUAUCGAGUUCUUAGGUGUUUUCUCUUUGGAACUGAGGUAUUUUCUUGCUAAUCAUCACUGGGUUACUUUUCUUCCAAUCAACCAGGUGGAUAUUCCAUCAGAACCUGAAGAUGAUGAAGAAGACCCUGAUGGUAGAUUCGCAUUUAAAAGAAAGCUUGGCGUCAGAUACAUCGCGGUUGGUUGAUUCGAGUAUUCCUAAUAAAUGCAAGAACAUUCUUUUUGCAUGAAUAAUUAAAUGUUUUAAUGGUACAGAACUACCCUAAUUGAUGUUUUUAAUCCAAAGAGUAAAGUUAUUUCCUUUGUUGUUCCUCAGCCUCGAUUCGAUAUGCCAGAGCCGCUGCCAUGGGUAGAUCCCUCCGAAGGUGGUUUGGGUGAUAGGAGAUUUCGUUUCAGUUGUACAUCAAUAUCAUCGCCGCAGAGAGUCAUUGGAUUUGCGCGGAGGAGAGUGGGUCGAGGUGGAAGGUGAGGCAGCUCUCUCACUCUCUGUGUGCUGAUGUUCUUAAUACUGUUGGUCCACAUGCGCAAAGUGAUGUGUAUAACACAUUGUAUGUGUAUCUUCUUUUUUGUGUAGGAUAUAUAUGGAUCGGGGCUACAGUCCUUUAUCGGAAGACUUAGACGAGUUAGACAUGCGUCUAAACGCUUUACCGUCAUCGUCCUUCUCGUUACCCAAUGGUUUAUUUCCAUAUGACCACCUAACAGGCUGGAAGAAGCCAUCGUUGUAAGUUUUUAGUCUCUUUUACAUUAACUUUUACAUUAACUUUUACCUAAGUUUCGUGCUUUUAAGUUAUACUGUCGGUGAUGUUGCAUGUAUGCUUUUUACAAGUGUUCUUAACUUUGCCACUGUAUUGCUCACGGGAAAUGAGUUAAGUUUUCUAUUUACAUUCCUAUAUGAAACCGAGAGAAAAACCUUGGCCCCGGAAAGUUUGACUUCGAAGGUGUUGAAGAAUUUCUUGAAUGAUUAAUACCAAAAAAGCUAUUAACCCUUUCGAGAGCAUAGCCUUAGGUGGUUGGAUAUUCAUAUCCCAACUAAUUGUCGUAAUAAAAAAUGAUUUCAGUAUUUGCUAGAACGUGCCUUUUGUCUUACUCGUAUAUGUUUCUUAUCUUCAGACUGCACUUCAGACCCAAAUCACCGCCUGCACAAGUAUCACUCUCGUCAUUUUCGUCUUCAUCGUCGUCGGAAUCUCCGCCUUCCAAUAAGCAAAGUGGAGAACCAAGACCUCGCCUUCACAGAAGCUUUUCUACGCAACAACGGUCGAAAUUUUCGCUCAAUCCCACCCCGACAAACGGGGUGGUAGGACCAAACUUUACGCAUUCAACUCUGAAUCGUAGCUCGCUACCAAAUGGACCUUUAUCAAAUCAAGGUGGCUACGCCACGGGGACGUUGCUUAGUAAAAACGCCGCAUACUCAACAGCGCCCAUGAAGACGGUUUAUGCUUUGAACUUUCCGGUCAAUUCUAGCCAUGUACUGUCGAACAAUUUGGUGCGGGGAAGCGCGCCAUUUUCACCCACCUCUCACAACUCUUCGCCGUCAACCGGUACUGUGUCGAGAGCGAACGCUGCUGAAAGCUCUGGCGUUGAACAAAUGUAAGCAAUUUUAAAGUUUCUGAUAUAUAAAACUAAUAAAUGAGGUCAUAUUAGGGUAUCUCACCGUGGCAGAUAAUUGGGCGUGGGCGUGGGCGUGGGCGCGGGGAGGAGGGGGGGGGGCUGGGAGGCUUAGUGCUAGUUACCUGUUAAACUGUCUUUUCAGAAGGCAAACGGAAAAGACUACCACGCAAGCUUCGGUGGCAAAAGUAACUCACAUUUUCACUAGCCUGUCAUUCCUGAACGAGAGCGUGGAACAGGCUAAGUCGGUCUUUGCAACAGUUUUAAUUAACACUGAGACUUUCUUCGCUCCUCUCAAGUCAUUUUAUUCAACAUAGAAGAAUGUACAUCCAUCUCAAGACAGUUUUUUUUGUUGCUGUUUUUCAGGGAAUUAGAUGCAAAUCGAGCAGAUGCCCUGCUGGAUGGAUUAGGAACCUCAGUCAACACAUUACCAAACGCAACGUAAUAUUCGUGGAAUAAUCUAAAUGGAACAACGCAGCGUACUUUAGUGUAGUUAUUAACCAGGUUUGAGGCCAAGUUAAAGGCCUAGAUUACUGGUCGUGUAGUGAGUGUUUCAAAAUACUCAUGUAAGGGCCGUAGAAGCGUUGGAACUCCGUGAAAUGUCUAGUACAUUGGAAUUUUCGAAGGAAAAGCGGAAGCGGAUAAAUGUGUUAAAGACCUGAUUAUUGUCAGGACAGCAAACCUAAUUCAGUCACUUGAUCAUUGCAGUCGUUUAUGUACUCAUGGUAUUUACUUUUGGGAAACAAACUCAGCAUAAAGUUGACCUACUUCACUGUUCGUUCUCUCUAACUUCAGCUAAGUUUCGCUCGGUGCAGCAAGUGACUCAUUUGGCAUAUUUGCCAUAACUACGCCAAGCAUUUGUUUUGUGUCACAACUGGGUCUCCUAAAUGAUGAAAUUGUUUUGCACAAGGUAACUCUAUUGGAAGUUGUUGCUGUGUUUUUGUGUGUGCAAAAAUGAGUUUGAGACUUUUUGCAUCUUGCUCAAAAUUUGUAUAUUAUUUGAAGUUCACUUUCAGAACGCUUUUUUCGUAUAGUUUUGUAUAUUAUCACGUUGUUUCGUAGUUUGCUUUUGAAAGAACUGCAUUUACUUUCCGAGCUGUAGUUAAGGAGAACGUUCAGUCACAUCCAAGGAAAAAAAACAGACAUUAAACUUCAAAGUUCGAAAACGUCGACAAACUCAGGGAGGUAUGAAUUUAGUGAAGAACAACCACAUCCUGCUCGUGUUGCACGUAGUGAUGCCUCGUUUCUUUAAAACCUCCUCAAUUUGAAACAUCGGCGGCUAAAAAAAUAUGAAACUUCAAGCGAAAAGUGGGCGAUAACUGUGUUACUAUGUACGGAACCGAUCAGUGUACAAAGUUAAUAAAACCCGAUCGAUGUUCCUGUAUUUUUUAAAACAUUAUUUAUUACAAAUUAUAGGAAGAUUAUUUGCGUAUCAUCAAUACACUUGACUGUGUUGACUAGGUUACGAGAAUUAACAUGUAUUGUGCGCGUUGAUGAGCUGUUUAGCGUAAUUGGAUCUUGACAGCUACCACUCUGUUCUGCGUACUCGGCAGACAAGCAGAGUUUGAAUUCAAUUGUUCUCCUUAGAUGAAACAAAGUCGUAUAUUUUAUAAAGCAAUCCGCCAUGUCCAAACCAACACACUCUUUGUACAAGUGCCCCU
This is a messenger RNA of Pocillopora meandrina, 9797 nucleotides long. Lineage: Eukaryota; Metazoa; Cnidaria; Anthozoa; Scleractinia; Pocilloporidae. The record is from the annotation of a GenBank genome assembly.